This is a messenger RNA of Rhizophagus irregularis DAOM 181602=DAOM 197198, 178 nucleotides long. NCBI's taxonomy places the organism in Eukaryota, Fungi, Glomeromycota, Glomeromycetes, Glomerales, Glomeraceae. The record is from RefSeq and is a predicted model, not a curated record.
AUGAGUUUAUUUUACAGCACAUCAGAAAUGUAUGAACACUAUAUAGAUAGGACAGAGAGAGAAAAGGAUUGCCCAUUAUGUCAUCGUCCAUUCGCAGGCGAAGACAAAUUGAAUGACUUUAUUGAGAGACUAAAAAAAUUUACAACUAAUCUGCCUGAAGAACGUUCAAGACAAGAGA